Messenger RNA from Solea solea (common sole), 2552 nucleotides. It is a transcript of the gene calub, whose product is annotated as calumenin b. The record is from RefSeq and is a predicted model, not a curated record. The coding region runs from base 181 to 1128 and encodes 315 amino acids. The transcript is spliced from 7 exons. Gene Ontology annotation, molecular function: calcium ion binding. Gene Ontology annotation, cellular component: endoplasmic reticulum. NCBI's taxonomy places the organism in Eukaryota, Metazoa, Chordata, Actinopteri, Pleuronectiformes, Soleidae.
CACCGCUGUUCUCCUGAAGUGUACCAAUCAGCGAGCGACAUCGCACUCGGCUUCCUACAGCCUGAUUGGUCGGUCGGCCUUUUAGCACAGGAAGUACGUGGGUGUGUUUCCGGAAGGAGGGUCUUAAACUGCAACGACGAACUUCUCUGAAGACACCGACGGUGUUGGCACAUAAACAGGAUGGAGCUGCGGCCGUUUUUCAUGUGCUUUGCUCUCUGUGUGGUUUACGCCACCAGUAAGCCAACUGAGAAGAAGGACCGUGUUCAUCACGAUGAGCUUCUCAGCAACAAGGAGCAUGACGAUGGCGAGAGCUUUGACUAUGACCAUGAAGCCUUUCUGGGAGAAGAGGAGGCCAAGACCUUUGACCAGCUCACACCAGAGGAGAGCAAGGAGAGACUCGGCAUGUUGGUUGAACGCAUCGAUGAGGAUAAGGACGGCUAUGUGACCGCAGAGGAGAUGAAGAAGUGGAUCAAACACGCUCAGAAGCGCUGGAUCUACGACGAUGUGGAGCGGCAGUGGAAGACUCACGACCUCAACGGGGAUAACUUUGUGUCGUGGGAGGAAUACAAGAACGUCACAUAUGGAUACAUCCUUGACGAUCCAGAUGCCGAUGAUGGCAUCAGCUACAGGCAGAUGAUGGCUCGCGAUGAGAGAAGAUUUAAAAUGGCUAACGAGGACAAUGACCUGAAUGCCAACAAGGAGGAGUUCACAGCCUUCCUUCACCCCGAGGAGUAUGACAACAUGAAAGACAUCGUCGUGCUGGAAACUAUGGAAGACAUCGACAAGAAUGGAGAUGGUUUAAUUGAUCUGAAUGAGUACAUAGGUGACAUGUACAACCAGGAGGGAGAUGGUUCAGAGCCAGAGUGGGUGAAGACAGAGAGAGAGCAGUUCAGUGAGUUUAGAGACAAAAACAAGGACGGGAAAAUGGACAAGGAGGAGACCAGAGACUGGAUCCUGCCAGAUGACUAUGACCACGCCGAGGCAGAGGCCAAACAUCUGCUCUAUGAGUCUGAUACAGACAAAGACGGCCGUCUGACCAAGGCAGAAAUCGUGGACAAGUACGACCUGUUCGUGGGCAGCCAGGCCACCGACUUUGGAGAGGCUCUGACUCGACAUGACGAGUUCUAACGUCCUCCUGCUUCCAGAGACUUUGUGUGCUCAUCGUGUGUGUGUCACCUUUCAAAAACACACAAGAUGGGCUCCUCUAAAUCCAACGCCUCGGACAAUAAUUUAUUUUGAAUGUCUCCCAUUGUACUCUCGCUCAUAUUUGACGUCAUAUAUACAUGCCUGCGCCGUGUCCUCACGUGUUACACUAGGACAUAUUGCUUUAUCAUCCCAGCCUUGGCCAGUCACCUGUGUUAGAUUUCUCUUUUUGUUUGGUUUGAAAUCACAUUUUUAUAUGAAACAAAACCCUCAAGAAAACAGCACUGGACUGUGAAGAAUUUAGAAUUUGUCCUAAUCAUCUUUCAAAUCAAGCAAUCGGGCCAGAAACUGAAACAUGCUAGUUACUGAUUUCUUUGGUUUUCGUGUUUUCGAUCAUUUAUUAUGUAGUUUAGAAUAGUUUGUAACCAGGUGAGAAUAUGAGAUUCCAGUAAAAAAAAUUAAGACAUUUUGCACUAGUGCAAUACAGAAUCAUUCGCUGGGACCUUGCUGUGUUUGCUUCACUGGUCCCCGCUGCGUCCAUGUUGACAUAAGCUGUGGGUUGUGCUAAUUUAGCUGAAGGAAUGGAGGAAUAAUAUUCUGGGAGUAACAGGACCUCCUUUACACCUGGCUUUAAAAUGUGUUUUCUGUGAUCGGAUUGCAUUCAGAUAGCUCCUGACCACUUCUAAGUACAGGUGUGAAUACACCCGAGAACGAAAGCAGAAAAAUGUUGGUGCUGCUGCUUUCGUUGGUUUUCCACUCGACGAUGACUUCAACUGCUUUAGAAAAGCAAAGAAGAAGCCACACAAUAGCGCAACUUCACAUGUGGCAAAUGUUGAUAUGGCAGCUUACAUGACCAUGAUCAGAUAGCAAUCAGAUCUGAUCUGAUGAAUCUGAUCACAGAAAACACGUUCCUACAUCAGGUGUAAAGGGAUUCGCAGAUGCUUCGUCGUCAAAGCUGCCUCCUCCCUUCCUUCUCAUCACCUCAACAGUGUGUGUGUGCGUGAAUCUAUGUGUGUACAUAGUAUUCUUAUUAAUGACUGAAUCCUCUUGUUUUGAGUUGACUUUGUUUCAGCUGAACUAAAAAGUUGUUUGUGCCAAGCAAGAAAAAAAAAAAUCUUUGUACGCAGUUUAAAAGAAGAGAGCUUCUUCCCUCCUCCCCUCACACAAAUAUAUUAGUUAAUGGUUACAUUAUCACUACCAUUCACCAACAUUUAUAACCACUGUUGAUAAUUUUUAUGCUAUAAUGUAUAUGACAAUGUUUUUUUACAGGCUCACUGCAGCCACAAGCCUUUCACGUGUGACUUUAUUGUAAAUAAGUUGUUGCUGUGCAAACAGAGCACUCUAACAAGCAGGUCCAGUCUUUGUGAUUGAGAAGAACCUCAAUAAAAACAAAUACAGUUGGAACUGUA